AUGGAAAUUUCUUUCUUUCCAUUCAUACUCUCCCUACUUCAAACUACAUUAAUUAUCACUUCCUUUUUUCAUUGUGCUCAACCACUUUGCCACAGCCAUGAGAGGUCUGCCUUUUUGCAAUUCAAGAACAGCCUUGUUAUAGACAAGUCUACUUCUGCAGACCCUUUGGCUUAUCCAAAGGUUGAAUCAUGGAGUCGUGAAGAUUGUUGCUUCUGGGAUGGUAUUCAGUGUGAUAAGCAAACCGGGCAUGUCACUGAAGUUGAUCUCAGCAGUAGCUGUCUUUUUGGUUCUAUCAAAUCCACGAGCAGUCUUUUCCAUCUCACUCAACUUCAGAGCCUUAACCUUGCUUAUAACCAUUUCAAUUACUCUCAAAUCCCUUCUGCAAUAGAAAUCUCGAAACUCUCCAAGUUGUUGUCUCUUAAUCUCGCUCUCAAUGUCCAUGUUGUUGAUUCACCUUCAGAUGUGAUCAGACUUCUGGAGUUGAAAAAUCCUGGUUUUGGUUUUUUACUCCAAAAUUUAACAAAGUUGAGACAACUUGCUCUUAGUUAUGUUGACAUAUCCUCCACAGUGCCUUAUUUUUUGUCAAAUUUCUCUUCUUUGACAUCCAUCUAUCUAAGAAAUUGUGGGCUGUAUGGUAAGUUUCCAGAGAGUAUUUUUCAACUUCCAAAUCUGGAAUUUCUUAGUUUAGCGGAAAACAAAGAGCUUACUGGUUCUUUUCCUGAAUUUCAAUCUGGUAGUCCUCUUAAGGAAUUGUCGCUUUGGCAUACAAGUUUCUCUGGUGAUUUCUCAUCAAUUGGAGAGCUUGAUUCCUUAGAUCAGCUAGAUCUUGAGGGUUGCAAGUUUUCUGGGUUAAUUCCUUCAUCAAUUGGACUUGGUCGUAAUGAAUUAACUGGUCAAAUUCCUCCAUGGCUUGCAAACCUUACCCAAUUAACUUAUCUAGGUCUUGAAGCAAAUAGGUUAAAUGGUAUGGUUCCAAGGUCAUUUUCUGGACUAAAGAAACUUGAAACCCUUUAUCUUAACUCCAACGAGUUGAGUGGCAUAGUGGAUUUUGACAUGUUUCUUUGCAUGGAGAAUCUCAUCAAACUCCAACUGACAGAUAACAAUUUGUCAUUUCUCACUACUGACACCAAAAAUAUAAAUGCAACUGUCCCUCAGUUUAGAAUUUUGGGAUUGGCUUUGUGUAAUUUGCGAAACUUCCCAAGUUUCUUAAGCUACCAAGACAAUCUAAUGUUUUUGGAACUUGGUGCAAACAAAAUAUAUGGCCAAAUACCCAAAUGGGUAUGGAACAUAAGUUCAGAAACAAUGGUUUCCUUUGAUCUUUCUAACAAUUUCUUGACAGGCUUUGACCAACCUCCAACUGUUCUUCCAUGGGUUCGUCUAAAGUUCGAAGGUCGCAUACCGCCAUCAUUGCCUAGUUGUAUGAUGCUACAAGUUCUUAAUCUUGGGAACAAUCAAUUAACAGACAUAUUCCCUUCUUGGUUGGGACCACUUCCAGAUCUAAAACUACUUGUGCUGCGAUCCAAUCGCUUCCAUGGAGUCAUAGGGAAACCUCUUUUUGGUUCUGCUUUUCCCAGUUUGCGAUUUAUUGAUCUUUCAUACAACAAUUUUACAGGUAUGUUGCCAUCUGAAUACUUUCAAUAUUGGAAUUUCAUGAAACAUGUUGAUGCUUCCGGUUCAACAUAUAUGAAGGCAAACUCAAGUUUCAAAGUUCCGUCACAUAGAUGGACUAAUGUAUUUCCAUACUCAGUCACUAUAACAAUCAAAGGUAUUGAAAGAGUCUAUGAAGGGAUCCAAGAUGUUCUUGCAGUGAUUGAUCUUUUUCAAGUAACAACUUCAAUGGAGAGAUUCCAGAGUCCACUGGGAGUUUACAAGGGCUUCAUGUGCUUAACCUGUCCAACAACAUUCUCAGUGGUAGCAUUCCUUCAGCCCUAG
Ziziphus jujuba (common jujube) is the source of this 1932-nucleotide messenger RNA. Its product is annotated as receptor-like protein 6. The coding region runs from base 1 to 1932 and encodes 643 amino acids. The record is from RefSeq and is a predicted model, not a curated record. Lineage: Eukaryota; Viridiplantae; Streptophyta; Magnoliopsida; Rosales; Rhamnaceae. The transcript has 4 exons. Gene Ontology annotation, molecular function: protein binding.